AUGCACGCGAUAAAGGGUACGAGCCCACCCGAGACAACUCCCGCCGCACAUUCUUCUGGGAUAAGGACCGCUUCGAGGUCACCGACGACGACAACUACGCGAAGCGUGUUUUCUUCAGCAAUCCCCAGCCGCCGUUCGCCGCGAAAGCCCAGACAGCCCCUUUCCUUUACAAUCGGCCUGUCUGCGCCAGACGGUGGCAGCACCGUCAAGAGCGUUAGAUUCGCCGACCGUACUGUCGUGGAUUUAACGAAAGAACCACAGCCGAUCCGAGUGCUGGACGGUAUGUACCAGUCACUGGACCGAGUUGACGCAGGCGGAUUCAACCCCGGAGACGCCCUCGUCGCCAUGCAAUUUCUCAAGGAACAGCAACCGAACGCUGUCGAAGAUCUCACAAAGAUGAUCAAGGCUACCAAGAUCGCUGAUACCCCCGAGAAAUGGGCCGCUAGUCUCCUGGAGGGUUCUAACGAUGUCAACUCACCUUCACCUAGUGAGGAAGAGGAAUCAAAUGGGGUAUCAGGGUGUCCAUCAAAAACAAUGCAUCCUAUUCUAGUCCAUAUCCUCAAACCAAAGACGGAGAUUCUCCCGGCGCCCAAUUACCAGAUACACAAACAAGCCCGCUGGGCCAUGUCGCACGCUUAUCGAGUCGCCGAUACAGACGUAGCUUCAACUUCGUCACUAUGGUCGCACAACGCCUCGGUGGAGAGCCCUGUCUAUGAGAACUGCACAUGCGGUGCCGACAGCGGCAACACGUACGGCAACUUUGCCAGGCGCAUAUUCACAUCUUGCCACGACAAGCCCCUUCGCACGGAGGCGAUCAGAGCAGAUAUCAGGAUGAGAUGGCAGCUGCUGACGCACAGGCUAGCCUCGUCGGAAAGAACACCCUCGCCGUCCGAGCGGACUUUACAUCAGUAG
Messenger RNA from Colletotrichum truncatum, 912 nucleotides. NCBI's taxonomy places the organism in Eukaryota, Fungi, Ascomycota, Sordariomycetes, Glomerellales, Glomerellaceae. The record is from RefSeq and is a predicted model, not a curated record.